GUUAGAGGGCUUCGUAACGCAGAACUCUCUGGUGUUUUGGUGAAGUGAAAGUCGAUGUCACAUGUCCUCUACAUCAAGGGUGGUUGUUUAACAAGCAGCUUGAGAUCUCAGGACAGACCGAACUAAACUAAAGUGUGUGAUUUGAAAACUUCUAUUUAAUUUUCUUCGUCCAGAGUGAGCUGCCACUGCGGGAAGAUGAUGAGCAGGGCUCUUGUGACGAGGAAACUCCUAGGGACCAUGUGUGGGACUUCUGGCCCUCGACUGAAUUAUACACAAACUGCUGUCAGUGCUGCUCUUGUUCACACAGAGAUCAUCAAAAGCAGGGAGCUUGAAAAAGAUGAAUUGCGACCACUGUACAUGGACUUUCAAGCCACAACACCAAUGGACCCGAGAGUCCUGGAUGCUAUGCUACCCUAUCAAGUGAAUUAUUAUGGCAAUCCUCACUCCAGAACUCAUGCUUAUGGGUGGGAAAGCGAAAGCGCGAUGGAGAAAGCGAGGAAACAAGUAGCCGACCUAAUUUCUGCUGAUCCCCGGGAGAUUGUGUUCACCAGCGGUGCCACUGAGUCCAACAAUAUGUCGAUCAAAGGUGUGGCCCGAUUUUAUAAGGCGAAGAAGAAGCACAUCAUUACGACUCAGACGGAGCACAAGUGUGUCUUGGACUCCUGUCGUGUCCUGGAGGCUGAGGGCUUUGAUGUUACAUACUUACCUGUGAAAAACAAUGGUCUGAUUGAUCUUGAGCAAUUAGAGGAAGCCAUUCGGCCUGACACAAGCCUGGUGUCAGUGAUGACUGUCAACAAUGAGAUUGGUGUCAGACAGCCAGUCAAAGAAAUAGGUCACCUCUGUCGAUCCAAAAAUGUGUUCUUCCACACUGAUGCUGCUCAGGCUAUUGGAAAGAUCCCAGUCAAUGUGUCCGAUUGGAAAGUGGAUCUGAUGUCCAUCAGCGGGCACAAGAUAUAUGGUCCUAAAGGGGUUGGAGCAUUGUAUGUGCGUAGGCGGCCCAGGGUUCGAUUGGAGCCCCUGCAGAAUGGUGGGGGUCAAGAGAGGGGCCUCCGGUCAGGCACUGUUCCCACUCCUCUGGCUGUGGGACUUGGGGCUGCAUGUGAGAUUGCCCAACAAGAGAUGGAGUAUGAUCAUAAGCGAGUGACCAUCCUUGCAAAUCGCCUUGUUCAAAAAAUAAUGUCUGAGAUUCCAGAUGUGGUGAUGAAUGGAGAUCCAGAGCAAAGAUACCCAGGUUGCAUUAAUUUGUCUUUUGCCUAUGUUGAGGGAGAGAGUCUGUUGAUGGCCUUAAAGGAUGUUGCGCUUUCAUCUGGCAGUGCUUGCACAUCUGCAUCACUGGAGCCAUCGUAUGUACUGAGAGCAAUAGGAGCAGAUGAGGAUUUGGCCCAUUCUUCCAUCAGGUUUGGAAUUGGGCGAUUUACUACAGAGGAGGAAGUGGAUUAUACAGCAGAGAAGUGUAUUCAGCAGGUCAAACGACUCAGGGAAAUGAGUCCUCUGUGGGAGAUGGUGCAGGAAGGCAUUGACCUGAAGAGCAUCAAGUGGACACAGCACUGAGGUGACUCCGCAGGCUGAAGACGCGGUAGAAACUGCCACCGUGCGGAUAGCUUGUCUGACAUGCCAAACCUGGGAUCUCUAGGACCUAUCUUUUCUCAAAGAAACACGCACAAUUUUCUCUCUCUUAAUUUGGGGAUUAAGUAAAUGGAUAUUUGUAUUUGGAUGAUAUUAUUUUGUUAUUUUGUCUCUCGUGGAAUCUUGCAGGUGUGUAAAUUGUGCUCAAUUAAUUGAUCACAAAACUGAACCUUUUCAGAUAUGACAAAACUACCCUCUGCUAUGGAGUAUUUUCAUGAUCAUUCUGAGAGUAUUUUGGCCUAUAUUAUAAACUUACAGUUAUUUACAUUCUACAUCCAGUUCUGGUCUGUGUGACAAUUACUCCAGUUUUCAGGGAUUUUCAUUAUCACAUAUACUCACUGUAGGCAAAAUCCAGAACAUGUCAGUAAGUUUUAGAACAUAACCCAAAAAUAACCCAGUAAUAAAACCGCUUCAGCAGUAGGGGUCAUAGUUUACCUUCUCAGAUUUCCUCUCUGUAUGUGACUGUCGCUUCAUGUACUGAUCAAAAACAGUUUAAUUCUUCACAGCAUAAACCCAUUCACAGUCACUGUUUUAGUCAUGACUAGUGUUUCUGUGUUUACUGUUGCAAUAAAGCAUGUGUUACAUUGAUGGAAUAGGCAGAUACUGUUAUAACUUAUUCUGCCGACACAGUUGUAGUGUUUGUCAACCAGCCAAGCCCAUAAAUUCCAUAUACAUACACAUAUUUAUAUAUAAUUACGUAGUUGAUCAAAUAAAAUAUCAUACUUUGGCUUGAGCACUUAAAAACACAGUAAAUGAGAAUUAAGGUUAUUUGCAUCAUAUGUGCAUUCAACAUAUAGUUUUCAAUUACUGCUGAAAUUAUCAGGGCACUACACAUUAGAUACCAUAUGCUCUGUCGCUGUUAACACUGGAAUUAUUCAAUAUGACUACAUGUCUCAUACCAAUAAACAAAAAUAAACA
Chanos chanos (milkfish) is the source of this 2544-nucleotide messenger RNA. It is a transcript of the gene nfs1, whose product is annotated as NFS1 cysteine desulfurase. Gene Ontology annotation, cellular component: nucleus; cytosol; mitochondrion. Lineage: Eukaryota; Metazoa; Chordata; Actinopteri; Gonorynchiformes; Chanidae. Bases 196 to 1551 code for a protein of 451 amino acids. The transcript is spliced from 13 exons. Gene Ontology annotation, molecular function: pyridoxal phosphate binding; cysteine desulfurase activity. Gene Ontology annotation, biological process: [2Fe-2S] cluster assembly. The record is from RefSeq and is a predicted model, not a curated record.